Molecule: messenger RNA, 1259 nt
Organism: Coregonus clupeaformis (lake whitefish)
Lineage: Eukaryota; Metazoa; Chordata; Actinopteri; Salmoniformes; Salmonidae
Product: low-density lipoprotein receptor-related protein 1-like
Exons: 9
Molecular function (GO): calcium ion binding
Source: RefSeq, a predicted model, not a curated record
CUCCUCCCAGUGGUACGUGUAACGUUCCAGUGUCUGAACGGAGGCAGUUGUUUCCUCAACGCCAGGAAGCAGCCCAAGUGUCGCUGCCAGCCCAACUUCGGAGGAGACAAGUGUGAGGUGGACCAGUGCAGGGACUACUGUCAGAAUGGAGGCACCUGCACAGCCUCUCCUACAGGCUCCCCAACGUGUCGCUGUCUGACAGGGUUCACUGGUCCCAACUGUAACCUCCAAACCUGUAAGAACUACUGUCAGAACGGAGGGAACUGCACGGUCAGCGCUGGCAACCAGCCCACCUGCCACUGCCCUGCUGACUUCCUGGGGGACCAGUGCCAGUACCGUAGCUGCGAGGGCCACUGUCUGAACAGGGGCACAUGUCUGCAAAGUGCCAGCGGGGCGCGCCAGUGUCGCUGUCUGCCCCAGUACAGCGGCAGCACCUGUGAGGUGGACAAGUGCCACUACUGCCGCGACGGCAAGUGUAUCCCCACCAACUCCUUCCAGCCCACAGGAGAGGUCACCUGCAUCUGCACCAACGGCAGAGUCCAGUCCAGCUGCUACACAUGUGAUGAGUACUGUGCUAAUGGACAAUGCUCUGUCAACCCACAAACACACCUUCCAGAGUGCAAGUGUUCUGCAGGCUGGGUUGGGCAUCGCUGUGAGGUGGUGGCCUCUAGUGUAGACUCAUCAGAGUCUGGCGGACGUACUGCCUCCAUAGUGAUCCCAAUGCUGCUACUGCUGUUGUUGGUUCUGUUGGUGGGAGGAGCUGUGUUCUGGUACAGAAAGAGGAUGAGGGGGUCUGGCAGGCCGGGCAAAUCCUGCUCCAGACUCUCGCGGGCCAAGGGCUUCCAGCACCAGAGGAUGACCAAUGGAGCCAUGAACGUGGAGAUAGGAAACCCAGCAUACAAGAUCUACGAGGGCGAGCCAGACGACGAUGCCGGGGAGCUCCUAGACUCAGACUUCACACUGGACCCAGACAAGCCCACCAACUUCACAAACCCAGUGUACGCCACCCUGUACAUGGGAGCCCACAAUAGCCGCAACUCCCUGGCCAGCACGGAUGAGAAGAAGGAGCUUCUGUCGCGGGGGGAUGAGGAGCCCCUGGUGGACCCGCUGGCAUAGACUGUCCAUUAGCCUGGGGCGUACCAUUCCAAACACACCCCUCUUUUUGCCUUUUAAAGAAAAAAUUGAAAUUAAAAAAAGCAAAAAAAAAGCGUGAACACUGUAUAAAAUGUACAAAAAUGAAGGACUACUUUUGUAUGUGA